AUGGAGCCUACCCGCGUGCCGGCGGAGCGCGUGGACAACAUCUUCUUCAAAAAGCUCGGCGUCGAAUUCCGCCUCGCGUCGGCCAAGGACGUGCAGGAUGCGAGUCGGCGCGGCGAUGGACGGCCAGGAUCUGACGGCGAGGAUGACAGCGGCGGGCUUGGAGGGGACGGGCUGUCGUUGCCUCCCGGCGGGCCGCGCCUGGCGGUUUCUAACAAGUUCGGCGUCUCCGUGCUCGCCGGCGCUUGCGGAUUCUACGCGGCGCACACGCGCGAUCUGCUCGUGGUCGCCAUGGGCUACAAGCGCCGCGCCGAGGCGGGCGACACGUUCCUCGACGCGCCGCUCUACGCCGGCGCUACAGCCGUGCGGCGCUACCGCCAGGACGGCAUCACGGCUGUAGCGCUGGCGGCGGACGAGCUCACGCUGGCGGUUGUAGCGGGCGCGCGCGUCGCGCUCUACAGCCUGCCGGCGCUGGUGGCGCCGUCUCCUAUGCUCAAGACAGACGAGGAGGUCGAAACUGUUUUUCAACGCGCAAGCACUUUCCUGCCUCCCCACUUCCCUGCCUCCCCACUUUCCUGCCUCCCCACUUUCCUGCCUCCCCACUUUCCUGCCUCCCCACUUCCCUCCUUCCUUCACCUCCCUCCUUCCUUCACCUCCCUCCGUCCUCUCCUAAAUCCUUCCACCUCCCAUCGCCCCCCUCUUCCCCUUUCUCUGCACGGCCAGGCGCUGGUGGCGGAGGGGGCGGCGUGCAAGGCGGCGGAGGCGAGCGGCGCAGCAGCGCGCAUGGAGAACCCCCCCGCGCCCCUGCACACUGUGCGCGUGGCGGACGCCCUGCAGGCCGCGGGACGGGGCGGAGAGCGAGAAGAAGGCGCGCGCGUGGCGGAGUGGGGGUGGAAUCCGGAGGUGGCGGGGAGCUUUAUGAUGCGCACGGAGGGGGGGGUGGUGCUGGCAGGGCGCGUGGGGCAGGCAGGACUCAAGCUCGUUGCUGAUGGCGCCGCUGCUGCCUCCUGGAGCCCCUGCGGCAUGUUCCUGGCGGUGUGUUCUGCCUCAGCGCGCCUCACCUUCCACUCCGACCUGCUGCAGCCGCUCUUCUCCCUCUCCCUCGACCUCCCCCCCUUGGGCGAUUGCCCUACCUCGGUGACAUCAAUGCGCUGGGUGGCGCCCAACGCGCUGCUAGUGGAGGGGGAGGCGGAGGACGAGGACUUUGGGGAGCCCACGCGCUCGCUCUUCUGCCUCUCCUCGCUGCACGGCAACCUGCACGAGGAGGCGAGCAGCAAGCAGGUGCGCCAGCUGGAGGGGGCGUUUGCCGGCGUGGAGGACGUGCCAGGUGGCGGCAUGCUACUGGCCACGCUGCAGCAGUGGCAGGUGGCGGUGCCGGUGUGUCAGCGCAGCAGGGACUACCACGUCAACGUGCUCGGAUGGUUCCCCGCACCUUCCUCCUCCGCUGCGAGCAAGGAGAAAGAGGAGGAGCAGGAGGGCGGGGGGUGGGGCAAGGCGCGGGUGUGUGAGAUUGCCAACGACCGCUGGCUGGCGUGCAUUCAGAAGCAGGAGAGCGGGGACGACAACCAGGUGGUGGGGGCAGCAAUGGAUGUGUGCUCAGCAUGGGGCGCAGUGAGCCCCAUGGACCCACGGGACGAUGACACGCCGCUGCCCACCACGCCUCUGCUGCUCGCUGUCACCCUCGACUGCUGCUUCUACGCCUUCUCCCUCACGCGUCUCGACAAGUUAGAAGGCCCGUCCCUCGUCCACCCUCCCCUCCCCCUCCCGCCUCCCCUCGCCUCCCUCCCCCUGCUCGCUCCCCCAUCGCCCCCCACCGCCUCCCUCCAGAGCCGCGCCUCCAGCCCCCCCGCCACUCCCCCCCCUACCUCACGCCCCACACUCCCCCCUUCACGCCUCCACCCUGGAGUCGUGGCGGCCCAGGGGGGGGGGAAGAGGGAGGGGGAGGAUGAGGAUGAGGACACGGCUAGCAGCCCAUCCCCGCCGCCCGGUGAUGCAGCUGGGGAAGGCGUGGGGGGAGUGGGGGGAGCGGGGGGGGCGGGGCAGGGGGCGCCAGCAGUGAAGGUGUCCCCCAUGGGGGGAGCAGCAGCGUCGUCCCUUAAGCCGGAUGCCUCACAACCCUUUCUGCAGCGCCUCAUGCAUCCCUCCCCCGCCGCUGCUGCCACUGCUGCUGCUGUGGCUGGUGCUGCCGCCUCUGUUGCUGCUGCCUCUGCCACUGCCCCUGCGUUUUCCCCACCUUCCUCCUCCCCCGCUCCUUUCUCCUCUGCAUUCCCUGCCUUUGGUUCUGCCCCUGCCUUUGGUUCUGCCCCUGCCUUUGGCUCUGCCCCUGCCUUUGGCUCUGCUCCUGCCUUUGGUGCUGCCCCCCUCUUCGGCGCUGCCUCUUCCCCCUUCGCCCCCAAGUCCCCAACCCCAGCCUCCCCCUUCGCCAUGCCACCUGCAAAACCAGCCAAAACUCCCACCGCUGCUGCCCCCCCUGCUGCCAGUUCAGCCUCUCCCCCCGCGGCCUCCCCUUCCCCCCUCGCCCCUGCGCCCUCCUCCACUCUCUUCGCCCCCUUCUCCCGCCCCCCUGACUCCUCCAAGCCCCUCUCUCCCUUCCCCUUCCCCUCCUCCACCUCCAAACCCGCCUCCCCCUUCCCCUUCCCCGCUGCCCCUGCUGCUAAAGAUUCCCCCCCAGCUGCCCCAUCCGCCUUCCCCCCAUUCGCGCCCCCCACCUCCGCCUCCCCCUUCGCCCCCCCCGGCUCCUCCUCGUCGCCCUUCGCCCCGUUCGGCUCUAAGAGCGCUCCUCUGCAAGGCCUGCCUUUCAACGCUCCUCUGCAAGGCCCUCCUUUCAACGCCUCUGCUGCUGCCACUCGUGCUGCUGCUGCUGAUGCUGCUGCUAGUGCUACUGCUAGUGCUGCUGCUAACGCUACUGCUAGUGCUGCUGCUGGUGCUGCUGCUGUGGCGGCAGCAGCAGGGUCGUUGGAUGAAAGACGGUUGCCUACCAAAGGAGCGUUUGUGGUGGGGAGGACAGGGAGGGAGGAGGAGAAGGAAGGGGAAGAGGAAGAGGAGGAGGGAGAAUACGAGGAAGGGGAGGAGUACGAAGGGGAGGAAGGUGAGGAAGAGUAUGAGGAAGGGGAGGAGGAGGAAUAUGAGGAAGAGUAUGAAGAGGGGGAGGAAGAGGAGGAAGAGGAGGAAGAAGGGGAGGUAUAUGAACCAGAAGAGGCAACGCGGCCACCCAUGCCCAAAGCGGAAGCAGUCUUCCCACACCCCUCCACACUCCUCCCCACCGCUCUCUCCCCCGACCAGCGCCGCUCGCUGCUCCCCAAACGCUCCCCUGCGCAAUCCCCCCCACCAGCAGCGGCAGCAGGGGGGGUGAUAGAGGCGCUGAUAGCAGCAAUGGGGGAGAUGAGGGGGAUGAGCGCGGAGGUGCAGGGCGCAGUGGAGGGGGGGCCGCUGGGGGAGAGGCUGAAGGAGGUGGAGGGGCGCGUGAGGGAGAUGGGGAGCGCUGUGAAAGGGUUUAAGAGCGGUGUAGAGGAGUUGAGAGGGCUGGUGGAGGAGCUGAGGGAUGAUAAUUUUAUGGCGGAGGACAGGGUGGUGCGCGCCUCGCACUGGAUGCGCCUGGUCGCGUCCCCCUCACUCACCUCGCUGCACGCCGACCAGCCGCUGCCACCAUCGUUGGAGCAGCAGCGCCAACGCGUACUCGCCCUCAGACAGGAGGUGCGGGUGCGCCUGGCAGAGCUGCAGCAGAUGGCGCAGGAGGAGGAGGCACGGCGCCGCCAGGAGCAGAGGGAUCGGGAGCGAGAGGAGAGAGAGCGGAGGGCGAGGACUAAUCGGAGGGGGCAUGGGGGCGUGUGGCCGGGGCAAGGUGUGGGGUACAGUGGGGGGUGUGGGGGCGAGGAGGAUUUCUCAUCGCUUACCGAUCGAUUUGGUGGGCUCAACGUGGCUGCUGCUGCAGGGCGCCACGGCGCUUCCCCUCCCUCCCCCUGGCCGCCCCUAGCGGCAACAGUGAACGCGCAGCUGGCAGUGGCCUCCCACCUGCUGCACCAAACCGCCCUCCUGCGCUCCCGCCUCGCCCUCCCCCCGCUCCCCUCCCCUCCCUGCGCCCGCCGCCGUGCCUCCCCCGGUUCCUCCCCCCACACUCGCCUUCCCCACCUUCUGGAUGCCCCUGAAGGAGAGGGAACGAGUGGGGGACGGGGACGGGAGAGGGAGAAGCGCAAGGGCGGGUGUGGGGGGACGGGGGUGCGGGGGAAGACGGGAUCCGUGACAGCAGCAGCGAUUCUUGAGUCUCUGGAGGAUGGGGGGGGAGAGGGAAGGGGAGGGGGAUGGGGAGGAGGGGGAAGGGGCGUGUGGGGAGGGGAGGGGAGGCAGGGGGAAGGGGACGGCAAGAGACGAGCGUCUGGGAGGAUAGGGCUGAGUGCAGGGGACCUGGAGGUGGGGGGAGAGGAGGAGGGGGGCGGGGGGGAGAAUGGGGUGGGGGAGAGGAAGGGGAAGAGGGCAGAUGCAAAGGAGUGGGGGUUGGACAGUGUUGGAGAGCGGUUGGGAAGGGGAGGAGGGAGGGAGUGGGAGGGGGUGGAGGAGGAAGGGCGGAGGGGGGGAGGUAGGGGAGAGGGAGGUGCGAUGGGCACUCCAAGGCGCAGCAUGGGUGCCACGAGGAAGGUGGGUGGGGGGGGAAUGUUUGGAGGAGGGGGAGAGGAUGUUGACUGA
Messenger RNA from Closterium sp. Naga37s-1, 4677 nucleotides. The record is from the annotation of a GenBank genome assembly. Lineage: Eukaryota; Viridiplantae; Streptophyta; Zygnematophyceae; Desmidiales; Closteriaceae.